Rhodamnia argentea is the source of this 1209-nucleotide messenger RNA. RefSeq names its product mannose-P-dolichol utilization defect 1 protein homolog 2. The transcript is spliced from 8 exons. NCBI's taxonomy places the organism in Eukaryota, Viridiplantae, Streptophyta, Magnoliopsida, Myrtales, Myrtaceae. Bases 185 to 898 code for a protein of 237 amino acids. The record is from RefSeq and is a predicted model, not a curated record.
ACAAAAAAAUAAACAUGAAUCCUCGUAACAGGCUACGACAACUGCACUUCGGACCCGCAUGCCACUUCCAAAGCCUGGAUUUUCAGAUCAGUUCCGGGAGUACUAGAAUAGGAUUGGCACUUUUCUCUUGGUCAAAACUGAAGAGCUCUUGGAUCGACAGAUAGAUAGAGAGAGGGGGAGGGCGAUGGAGAUGGAGAUUUUUGGGAUCGAUUUCGGCUGUGCUUUUGGAUCUCUUCGCGAUGGGAAGAUCCCAGAAAAAGACUGUCUCCUCCCGCUGCUGUCCAAGCUCCUCGGCUAUGGCAUCGUUGCUGCUUCCACCACUGUCAAAGUCCCUCAGAUAAUGAAGAUUUUGAAGCAUAGGAGUAUUAGGGGCCUUAGCAUGGUGGCCUUUGAGCUUGAAGUGGUGGGUUACACUAUUGCUUUGGCAUACUGUCUCCACAAAGGGCUCCCUUUUUCGGCUUAUGGUGAAUUGGCGUUUCUUCUUAUCCAAGCUAUAAUUUUAGUUGCUAUCAUAUAUUACUUCUCGCAACCAAUGGGAAUCAAGACAUGGAUCAGGCCUUUAAUAUACUGCGCAGUAGCACCGACCAUUUUAGCUGGUCAAAUUGAUCCUGUUCUUUUUGAAGCAUUAUAUGCCUCUCAGCAUGCGAUAUUUUUCUUCGCAAGAGUUCCACAGAUAUGGGAAAACUUCCGUAACAAAAGCACUGGGGAACUCAGCUUCUUGACAUCAUUGAUGAAUUCUGCUGGUUCCAUCGUCAGAGUUUUUACCAGCAUCCAGGAAAAAGCACCUACAAGUGUUGUUUUGGGCUCAGUCAUUGGGAUCGUGACGAAUGGAACGAUCUUGAGUCAGAUCAUUACGUACAGCAAGCCACAAGCAGCAAAAGAGAAGAAAAUGAAGUAGACAGAUUUUUGUAUGUUGCCUUAGUGUUGCCACGGACAACGGAUUUGCAAUGGAAGUGGGGUCUGUCAUUCUUGAAGAUGUCCUUUUCUUCUUUUUCUUUAUUUCGAAUUACAACAUAACUGGGAGCUGAACAGGUGAAGUAUCUAGAUGAAAUGUGAUGCAGAUGCAUUUACAAAACCAUCUAUACGUCUCUUGCUAGGAACUUUUGUUUUCUGGUAUCUGGAAAGCACUUUUCAAGUGUUCUCCAGCAAAGAUUGGAUAUAAUACACAUGUUGUAUGCACCUUAGAUAAUGCAAUUCCCAUCUCAUAAA